CGGCGUUUGUCAAAUGUGGUUGUUGACAUUUCGUUCGCACGUUUAUUUGUUGUAAAUAUCUGUCGCAAUGGUCCGCAAAUUGAAAUUCCAUGAGCAGAAGCUUCUGAAAAAAGUAGAUUUCAUUACCUGGAAAGCUGAUGACAGUGCCCAAGAAAAUAAAGUUCUCCGCAAAUAUCAUAUCCGGAAACGUGAAGACUACACCAAAUAUAACAAAUUAUCCCGACAAGUCCGAGAGCUAGCACAGAAGAUCAGCGAGUUAGAUCCCAAAGAUCAUUUCCGAACGGAAGCCAGUGCCCAACUACUGGAGAAAUUAUUCGCUUUAGGCUUAAUACCUACUAGGUGGGAUCUGGAGAAUGCCAACAAAGUUUCGGCGAGUUCCUUCUGCCGGAGGAGGUUACCUGUUGUGAUGGUUAGACAAAAAUUGUCACAAAAUAUCAAACAGGCAACAGAGCUGAUAGAGCAAGGGCACGUCAGAGUGGGCCCCGAAAUGAUUAAAGAUCCCGCAUUCAUUGUUUCACGGAACCUAGAAGAUUUCGUGACAUGGGUUGACAGUUCAGCGAUUAAGAAACACGUAUUAGAAUAUAAUAACAUAAGAGACGAUUUUGAUUUAUAAGUUUUAAUUAUGGGAUACAAAUUUACCCUAAAACCCCCAA
Hermetia illucens (black soldier fly) is the source of this 653-nucleotide messenger RNA. Its product is annotated as U3 small nucleolar ribonucleoprotein protein IMP3. Bases 68 to 613 code for a protein of 181 amino acids. Gene Ontology annotation, cellular component: small ribosomal subunit; small-subunit processome; Mpp10 complex. The record is from RefSeq and is a predicted model, not a curated record. The transcript is spliced from 3 exons. Lineage: Eukaryota; Metazoa; Arthropoda; Insecta; Diptera; Stratiomyidae. Gene Ontology annotation, molecular function: snoRNA binding; structural constituent of ribosome; rRNA binding. Gene Ontology annotation, biological process: rRNA processing.